Messenger RNA from Venturia canescens, 3854 nucleotides. It is a transcript of the gene Set8, whose product is annotated as SET domain containing 8. Lineage: Eukaryota; Metazoa; Arthropoda; Insecta; Hymenoptera; Ichneumonidae. The transcript has 6 exons. Gene Ontology annotation, cellular component: polytene chromosome; nucleus. Gene Ontology annotation, molecular function: histone H4K20 methyltransferase activity; protein binding; transcription regulator activity. Bases 389 to 1537 code for a protein of 382 amino acids. Gene Ontology annotation, biological process: regulation of DNA damage response, signal transduction by p53 class mediator; regulation of transcription by RNA polymerase II. The record is from RefSeq and is a predicted model, not a curated record.
UACAUAUAUAUGACAUCGAUGCUCGCUCGAUCGUGCGCGUCGCGUUUAUUCGCGUGUUAUAAAAUAAUAAAAAAGUGUCUUACAAAUUUCAACCCAGAAAAACUUAAAAUUUACAAAUAAGUUUUCCAAUAAUACAUUUUUUUAGUGCACAAUUCGUUCAUUGGAAGUUUUGAUAAAUGCAUCGACGCCUAUAACAAUUGUGAAAAGUGACAAACAACGAUAGAAAAUUGUAUCGCAACGACAUGUCGGAAUGGGCGUGCUAACGCUAUUAACUUGGAAUACGUUCUAUGACUAGAUCGGAACUCGCUUUCUCGUGACUUAGAAAACAUUAUCGCGCGACGCUUGGCAGGCGAACGAAAAAAUUGGAAAAUCCUUAAUCAUCCUCAAAAUGGUUAAAGGCAGAAGAAAACGUGCUCCGACCUCUGGGUCCGGAUACUCCAAAAAUUCUGCAUUCAACGGCACACUCAAUUCUGUUGUUUCUCCUAUGAGAAAAGAAUCUAAAUUGGAUGGAACAGUAAAAGUUCAUAAUCAAAAAUCUCCUGACAUAGCACGAGGACGAACACGGCUAGAAAAAUCACCCAUUCGCAUAACUUCCUUUUUUAGGGCUCAGGAACAACAGGAAAAUGGAAUUCUUGAAGUUAAAACUCUUAGGACCAAGCAAAACACUGAACUGCUUGGAGAAACAGAACAUUACAAUGGUGGAAAUAUCAAAGUGGAAGAACCUGUUGAUGAUCAUUCAGAAAUUAACGAGUUAUUCAAAACAGAUGAAACUCCGGUGGCUGUACCAUGCCGGAAUCCACCAACGCCUCAUCGGAUAAAUAUGCCAAAUGUGCAACCAGACGAUACUGACAUUAAAGAAACAAUCGACGAGGUUGAGAAAAAGUCCCCUCUCGUGCACUCCCCUAUUCUGAGAAUUGUCAAAAAACCAGCCGGUCGUGGACGAGGAAAACUGAAAUAUAAUUCAAACAUCGGACCUUGCACAGUCGAUUCUACAUUAGAAUCCAAAACAAAUCACAAAGUUUCAGAAUAUUUCCCUGUCAGGCGGAGCGUCAGAAAAAGCAAAAAAACAGUCCUUGAAGAAAAACAACGUGAUCUUGAGAACAAAGUUGUUUGUCAGGUUGAAGAUGGUUUGGAGGUACGACACUUCGUAGGGAAAGGUCGAGGCGUAGUGACAACACGAACAUUCAACAAAGGGGAGUUCGUCAUCGAAUACAUCGGUGAUUUAGUCGAUCAAGUAACUGCGAAAAAGCGCGAAGCAAUUUAUGCUCAGGAUCAAAACACUGGUUGUUACAUGUAUUAUUUUCAGCAUCGUGGUCAGCAGUACUGCGUGGACGCGACAGCAGAAACAGAAAAACUCGGUAGGUUAGUAAACCAUUCUCGAAACGGAAACCUUAUAGCUCGUGUCGUGGAUGUCGCUUCAGUGCCCCAUCUCGUACUCACUGCAAAAGAGGAUAUACCGAUAGGAGUCGAGGUAACUUACGAUUACGGCGACCGCAGUCGUGAAGCAAUCCGCAAUCAUCCUUGGCUUGCGUUAUAGUCAAUAUUCUCCGAAUAACUUGAUAUUAAAUUUAGUUUAUUCUUCUGAGCAUUAUCAGGCUACUAUUUUGUAGAGUCGUGUCCAAAAUGUGAAAUUGAUCCAAACUGUAGUAACCUUUAAGAGAGUGAGCUUUUUAACUUUUUUUGCAUUUCACUGAGAUAUUUUACACGAAAAAAGGUAGAAGCAUGUUCAAAACAUACAAGAACUCAUUUAUGAUAGGGGUGUGUAAGAAAAAUUGAAUUUUUAUCUUUUACAAAAAAUAUUACUUUAAAAGACAACACUUCGAAUUGAAGAAUCUUUCAUUCCAUUUAAUAAUUUCAGUUUAAAUUUCAAUUUAUUUUCAAUCUUUUUAAAAAAGCGCAUAUGAUUGAAAAAAAUAAAAUUAUUUUACACGUUUGAGAAUCGAAAUUUCACAAUUUUUUGGGCACUAUUAUACCACGAAAUUGUCCUUAAUGCUCGAAUGACUGACGACUGACGUGGUGGAGAAAAACAGUCGUGACUCUGUAUAAAUCAUCAUGAGGAAUGCGUCUACUGCAUAAUUUUUAUUCAAGUACGUUUAAUUGAAGUCCCGGCGAAUGUGUAACGAGAAAAUAAUUGAAAAAGGAUAAAGAUUUUAUAUUCACAGUAUGAAGACGUACCUUUCAAAAGCCUCAAACUUUUAUCAUUUUGUUCAUUCCCAAUAUAAUGAUAGAUGAAUGUCCCACCUUUUUCAUUCCUAUCGCCGUUACAAACGUAGAAUCAUCGUAUUUUUUUUACGUAGGUUUAGUCCAACUUAAGUAGUAAAUAACGCGCAAAGUCUUACUUUCUCGAUUCCGAUAGCAAAAGGAAGUACGGAUUCGUCUUCGUGAAAAAAAUUCUCAUUUUUUCAUAUCUAUACUGUAUAAUAGCAGAUUUACCGGUACGAAAAAUGCCUUGUCGCUAGAUGUGUUCGCCCUCGUAACUGUCAUUGAAAAUUAACGGAAGAAAAAAAUGCAAAUCUCCGUGACAAAUAAUACUAUUUUCGAUAUGACAGCAGAGUCGGGGACUAGAAAUUUUAUUUAUUGAAUAAAUUAUAAUUAACAAUAAUAAAACCCGAGAAUCACCCUUGUUAGAAUAAAAUUGGAAUGAAAAAACUUUGACAACUGGUCUGAAUUGGUCUUCGUUAAAUAUAUUGUUUUUAAUUUAACGUUAUGAAUUUUUAUAUUGCAAUUCGAAAAAAGUAAACUUUCUCAAUGACUCAUCGUCGUUAGUCAGUAAUCAAUACAACUUUAUUCAAUGAUUUUUCAUGUGAACAGUACUAGUAUUUGAUUGAAAAUAUAAUUAAAAAUACGACAUAAUUAAUAACAUAUGGAAAUUUGCGUACGAGAUAAAUGUAGAAAUUAAUUUGAUCGAGUAAUUUGACUGUUUCCGAGACACGACAAUUCGAAUUUUUUUCUAUCGCAAUUGUCAUGUUCUCCGUCUCUCUGUACUAUUAAGCAGCUUACGGUACUCGGAGUUUCGAGUCUCGGUGAUUAAAUUAGUCCCUGAAGUAAUUUAGACGAUCGUCCAAUGGAGUUCUUUCAUUGCUAGACACUGCCAAAAAAGCAAGCAAAAACUAAAAAAUGUAUUAACGUGCUUCGUUUGACGAUUCGAGGGUGUAGAGAUUUUUAUGUGACUACCGAAAAGACUGCCAAGCUUGUUUGUUAAGUUUCGUUGGUGAAACGUGAGUAAUACGUGAUGAAAAAGAGACGAUUUUAAAAGUUUAAAAUCUCACACCCUCCGUCAUCGUUAUCCUGUUGAUUUUGUGCGUAUUGUUUCAUUUAUGAACAAAAAUGUAAUCCCUUUAAAUAUAGCUAUUCAUAUAUAGAAAAUUGUAAAAGUAAAUCAAUUAAGACUAUUUUAAAACACACCUUGCCCUGUUUUCAAAAUUCAUCAUUCACUAUAAAACUCUGCGGUGAAAAACAAUGAACAAUUUCAACAAAGUUUUAUGUAAAUAUUAAAAUUAAUUUAUGCAGGAAAGUACCUUGAGAAUCACACAAAUUUGUUCACGAUGGAUCAAAGGUCAAAUUCGAUUUUUCUAAUCAUUUUAUUGUCUUAUCGUGUAAUAGUUACAAUCCCGAUGUGUUUCUAUUAUUAAAAUAUUCUCCGUAAACUUUAUCAUUUUUUUUUUUACAUUCACUACUUCCAGUAAUGUUAUCUGUAGUAAAUUGGAGGAUUGUAAUGGCGCAAUUGCCAAACAAUGUAUGUCUAUACCUGCGUAUAUUUAUAUGGAUAUAUGUAUUGUCAACCCAGUAACGGAGCACCGAUUUUCUGUCUUUUACGUUACAGCCCUUUGCGAAUAAAGAACGAUUGUAUGAGA